Echinostoma caproni is the source of this 2265-nucleotide messenger RNA. NCBI's taxonomy places the organism in Eukaryota, Metazoa, Platyhelminthes, Trematoda, Plagiorchiida, Echinostomatidae. The record is from the annotation of a GenBank genome assembly.
CCGUUUGAACAACGCAGUUCCAGUCCAGAACUAUACCUGUGUACACUGAGUACUUAUGAUCCGGUCACUGGUUCUCGUACCGUCCGGUCCAAACAAAAGCUCACAUUAGAUGAGAUCGGCAGAUCCGCUCAACGUUUGUCCCUUGUUCCGGGCACUCAACUGAAGGAUUUGCAAAUAAGUCGUAUUGUGGGACAAAUCAUAUUGCUCCAGUCGGCGUCGUUGUCUAAUCAGCUUGUGUUCUGCCGAGCAAUCAAUUGGGACCAGACUGCUAAAGCGGUUCGCGCGUUCCUCAGUCAUCCACCUUCACUGGGAACCCAAGUCGAACGCACAGCUACUGUGCUGUUUUCAGCUUCGGAGGACACCGGAGGUCGAGGAUCUUUGCAUUCACGCUUAGCUGAAGUUACUUUCUUGGAAAAAUCUCACAUUGACAUAGACGAUCUAGUUUGUGGUCGAUUACUCCACGUGGGCAGUGAUCACUGGACACUGCAUCUUCCAAAUGGUGCACAUGGUCGUCUGCAUUUGACUGCCAUGCUUCACUCACGUCAACCGCAACCGAUUUCUCUCACCUCGCCGAAUGCCGCGGACGCCAUCAUUCAUCGGGAGAAACAACUGGGUGCGGAUUUGGCCAAGAACCGAUUAAUCACAUGCCGCGUCGUGGAUCGAGUGGAACAGACGAAUCGAGUGUGUUCAGGCCAAUCCAGUUCAUUCCUCUACUACGUGUGCACGAAUCCGCUCGUGUUAAUUACUCACAUGGAUGACAUGCUGAUUCCCAUUGAAUCAAGUCUGUGCGCGCAAUUGCGUAAGGCAAAGAUCGGAUUUCGUGUUGGAGAUCAUCUACUGGUUCGGCCGGUUCGCAUAUUUGAAAAUCAACUUGUGGGCGAACUUGUCUUCGAAGGGACUGUGGUCAGUCCUUCCGAAACCGAAUUGCAAUCGGCAACAAAAGCUCUGAUAGAACACGUCGCAGUCAAAGCAGAUCGCGCUCGGAAGCGCCUAGAACAUAUAAAACAAGAAAAUAACACUUUGCGAAUCUUUGACGAAUCAUCGACCAUCGGAAUACGAGAUAAAUCUGAAUUGGGCCGCGAUGAAUCGCCGGAAAUCAAGAAGCCGCGCAUGACGAACAGUGAUGGUGGCUCAGAUUCGGCAAAACGACGUCGGAUGGAGGAAUCCUCCGAGUUAUUCGAUCCGGAAGUUGUGCAACGUUAUGCCGACUUCAUGCUCCCUGUUGAAUUCGACUCCACUGAGGUAGCGGGAUCGACCCAAACGAACGUUAUCGAUGAGGAGCAUAUGAAAGACGCAGAUCGAUUCAAAAAAGACAAUCAGUCCACCAGAGAAUGGCGUCUUCAUGAGACCGAACAACGCAAAGCAAUGCUUGCUGCAUUGACCGCAGCGCAGCACCGUCUCCCGAAGGGUUCUCUUCGACCGUGCACCACAGAAGAAUUCGAACUGGCUGUUCGUAAUGCACCGAGUAAUGCUGCUUGUUGGACCGCAUACAUGACUCACGUACUGAGCGGGGGAGAUCGGUCCGCGUCUAUAAAUGAGGCUCGGGCAAUCGCGGAACGAGGUCUGCGCGCCAUCAUGAACGCGCCCGGUUUGGAGCCUGGAGAACAAGAUGCACAACAAGCACAUUUGCUUUUGGUCUAUCUGGUUCUUGAAGCAAAAGAACUAGAACGAUGCACGCAACAGAAAGAGGCACACACUCUGUACCAUUUGGGGUCAGACCCGGUGCUGGAGUUGAAUGAUCAGGCCAACCGACUUUCACAGGUUCUCUCUCGGCUGGUUAAUUUAGACCAAGCUGAGUUCACCCGGAAGGCAAUCGAGACAAUGGCUGAUAUCGGACAGUUUGAGCGCGCUGAAGACCUUGCUCGUCGCCUAAUCAAAUCUUGUCCCCAGGAUGUGGAUCGUUGGCUGUCUCUUAUCAAAGUUCGAUUCCGUGCAGGCCGUGUUGCUGCGGCUCGUGAAGCGCAACGUAACGCCGUAGGCGUUGUCCGGUCUGUUCAUUUGCCGCGUUUACUCACAGGUGCUGCACGCCUCGAAUUUGAAUUUGGUGACGCGGACCGGUCUUUGACACUGUUUCGUGAACAACUGUCCAUGCAUCCGAAACAUCGUGUGAUCUACGAGGAGUUCAUCAAAGUCCUUCUGUUAGCUGGGAGAACAUCGGAAGCCAAAACGGUGAAAGAGCAAGCGAAGGAAUCGCUCAAGUCGCAUGAAUUUGACAUGGUGGAGAAUUUGUUCAAAUCGGAGUCGGAGAAAAAUCCCGCGGUCUAG